Messenger RNA from Orcinus orca (killer whale), 818 nucleotides. RefSeq names its product lithostathine-like. Bases 59 to 586 code for a protein of 175 amino acids. Gene Ontology annotation, biological process: venom-mediated disruption of cell wall in another organism; response to peptide hormone; antimicrobial humoral immune response mediated by antimicrobial peptide. The record is from RefSeq and is a predicted model, not a curated record. Gene Ontology annotation, molecular function: oligosaccharide binding; signaling receptor activity; peptidoglycan binding. The transcript is spliced from 6 exons. Lineage: Eukaryota; Metazoa; Chordata; Mammalia; Artiodactyla; Delphinidae.
ACCAGUGCAGAUCCCUUGCAAGAGAAUUCUCUGGUUGUCUCCGCACAUCACAGACAAAAUGAUGUCUUCCAUGGGCAUCCCCAGCCUGUCCUGGAUGCUGCUCUCCUGCCUGAUGCUCCUGUCUCAAGUCCAAGGGGAAGAUUCCCAGAAGAAACUGCCCUCUGCACGGAUCAGCUGUCCGAGAGGCUCCAUGGCCUAUGCGUCCUACUGCUAUGCCUUGUUUACAACACCUAAAACCUGGAUGAAUGCAAACAUGGCUUGCCAGAAGAGAUCCUCAGGACAACUUGUGUCUGUGCUCAGUGGGGCUGAGGGAUCCUUCGUGGCCGCCCUGGUCAAGAACAACUUGAAAACUGUCUCAGACGUCUGGAUUGGGCUCCAUGACCCCACAGAGGGCUCUGAGCCCAAUGGCAGUGGAUGGGAGUGGAGUAGCACUGAUGUGCUCAAUUACGUUGCCUGGGAGAAAGAUCCCUCCACCAGCUCAUCCCCUGGCUAUUGUGGGAGCCUGUCCAGAAGCUCAGGCUAUCUGAAGUGGAGACAUUAUAACUGUUCUGUGAACUUACCCUAUGUCUGCAAGUUCAAGGGCUAAGUCAGAUGGGAAGUCACUAGCCUGAGUCUGGUGUGCAGCUCAUCAUGGAUUUGGAACCAAGAGUGAAGACCUAUCCCGGAAAGGGGAAUCCUCCCCACACCCCCAACCUGACCCCCUCAUUCUGGCCUUCCCUGUCUCUCAGCCUCAUUUCAGGCAUUUGUGUGUGUGUGUGUGUGUGUGUGUAUGCAUAGCAUGGCCUGAGGUCUUGUAGAACAGUAAUAAAUAUCUUAUU